Glycine soja is the source of this 2673-nucleotide messenger RNA. RefSeq lists its product as uncharacterized. Bases 1 to 2673 code for a protein of 890 amino acids. Lineage: Eukaryota; Viridiplantae; Streptophyta; Magnoliopsida; Fabales; Fabaceae. The record is from RefSeq and is a predicted model, not a curated record. The transcript has 4 exons.
AUGGAUCGAAGUUGGAUGAGAGCAUCACGCAUCACUGCUGAGUAUGGGACUGGGGUGGAACAGUUUCUCCAAUUUACCGAAAUGCAUGCACCCUCCUUGCGCGGAAAAUAUUUUUGUCCAUGUGUAAAAUGUGCAAAUGGUAGACACCAGACGCUAAGUGAGAUAAGAUCACAUCUAAUAUGUCACGGGAUGAUUCCAAAUUACACAAACUGGAUAUGGCAUGGGGAAUUGCCAGACAAUCCAACAUUGUCUCACACUGAGGCAAUCGAUGUAGAUACGGGUUGUCGUAUAGAAGAAAUGAUUCGCGACCUAGGGCAAGAUGGUUUUCGGCAAGCACAUGCUCCUUUGUAUGACAAAAUAGAGAAUGAUUCAAAGACUCCUUUGUAUUCUGGGUGCACAACAUUCACAAGGUUGUCAGCGGUCUUAGCUUUAGUCAACUUGAAGGCACGAUUUGGCUGGAGUGACAAGAGCUUUACUGAAUUGCUAGUGUUAUUGAAAAAGUUGCUUCCUGAAGAUAACACGUUGCCAAAGAGUCAAUACGAGGCGAAGAAGAUCUUAUGUCCAAUGGGAAUGGAGUACCAGAAAAUCCAUGCAUGCCCAAAUGAUUGCAUAUUGUAUAGAAAUGAGUAUGCAAAAAUGCGCACAUGCCCAACAUGUGGUGUAUCCCGCUACAAGGUCAAAAACCAUGAAGAGAGUGAUGUUGCAACCGCAGAGAACAGUCAUCCAGCAAAGGUUUGCUGGUAUCUUCCAAUAAUACCAAGGUUUAGGCGAUUGUUUGCUAAUAGAUAUGAUGCAAAACAGUUGAUGUGGCAUGUUGAAGGUAGAAAAAUUGAUGGAUUGCUCCGACAUCCGGCUGAUAGUCCGCAAUGGAAGGCAUUCGAUGCUUUGUAUCCUGAUUUUGGGAAUGAGACCAGAAAUCUAAGGCUUGGUCUUGCCUCCGAUGGAAUGAACCCUUUUGGUAACUUAAGCACCAGUCACAGUUCAUGGCCUGUUUUGUUGAUGAUUUAUAACCUUCCUCCUUGGUUGUGCAUGAAACGGAAGUACAUAAUGCUUUGCAUGAUGAUAGCAGGACCAAGACAGCCCGGUAAUGAUAUUGACGUGUAUCUAGCUCCGUUGAUUGAAGACCUACGAACAAUGUGGGAACACGGGGUAGAUGUUUGGGAUGGGAAUUUGCAGGAGACCUUUAGGUUGCGUGCAAUGGUUUUUUGUACCAUAAAUGACUUUCCAGCAUAUGGAAAUUUAAGUGGUUACAGUGUGAAAGGCCAUCACGCAUGUCCUAUAUGUGAGAAAAAUACAAGUUUCGUCCAACUAAAACAUGGAAAGAAAACAGUAUACACAAGGCAUCGAAGAUUUCUGAACCAGUUCCAUCCAUAUCGACGAUUGAAGAAAGCUUUCAAUGGAUCUCAAGAAAAUGAAAGUGCGCCAAAACCGUUAAAUGGUAAAGAAGUACAUGAUCGUGUCAACGACAUCAUAACUAUGGGAAGACGCAAAAGAAAACCAGUAGUGAGACAAACAUCUGGAAGAAAAGGCAAGACAAAGGAUGGUUUGAAGUGUCGUCAAGACUUGGUUGACAUGGGUAUACGGGAGCAGUUACAUCCAAUAGCAAAAGUUAGGGAGAUCCGGUUGUGUGGUCCUGUAUUUUUGCGGUGGAUGUAUCCAAUUGAAUGGUACAUGAAGGUGUUAAAGGGGUAUACCAAGAAUCAACAUCGACCAGAAGCUUCAAUUGUUGAAAGGUAUGUUGCUGAAGAAUGUAUUGAGUAUUGCUCGCAGUACAUUGAAGCUGCUAAAUCUGUCGGGGUACCUGAACCUCGUCAUGUGACGACACCAGUUGGCAAGGGUACACGAGGCUACAAUGUUGUGACAAUGACUCGCCACGAGAUCUCACAAGCACAUCUAUAUAUAUUGAAUAAUACAGCAGAGGUAAUUCCAUACAUAGAUGCCCACAAAAAAGAAGUCGCCGCACUUAACCCAAGAUUCAACAUGAUGAGGGUUUUGCAAGAGCACAACAGAACUUUCAUGAAGUGGUUUAGACACACAAUAUUUGCUGAUGAGGCUACUUCCAAAACAUUACGAUUGUUAGCUCUUGGGCCAAAUCUAAAUGUUCCGACAUGGCAAGGGUAUCACAUCAACAAUUAUUCGUUCUAUACUAAGUCCCAAGAUGAGAAAAGCUCGAUGCAAAAUAGUGGGGUGACGGUUGAUGCUGAUUCGGAUCACUUUUGCAGUGCAUUAGACAACAAUCCUAUUCGAGCAUCCAUGCAUUACUUUGGAGUCAUUGAACAAAUCUGGGAGCUUGACUAUACUGAUUUUAGAGUGCCCGUGUUUAAGUGUAAGUGGAUCAAUGCCCGUACCGGUGUCCGGCAAGAUGAAAUGGGAUUUACCUUAGUGGACUUCAACAAGGUGGGUUACAUGGACGAGCCUUUCAUUAUGGCACAACAAGCAAGACAAAUAUUUUAUGUCGAAGACCCUUGCAAUUCAACAUAUUCAGUGGUUCUACAGGGAAGACCUAGUGGUUUAAAUGACGCACAUGAUCCAACGAUGCUUGAUAUUUGUGAGACACCACCUUUUUCGACAGCUAUGCCUAAUAUGAAUGAUUCACACUAUGUUGACGAUGUUCAUGGCAACCCCACCAGCGUCCCCUCUGCAGUCAAAUAUUCAGUCACCAACGAAGUGUAG